AGUAGCUUUUGAAUAAGAUCAAAUAAUUUCUUGCAGUCGUCAGUAAAUAAUUACCCUUUGAACGAUGGAGGCACAUAAUAUAUUUCUUAUGAUUUACUUGCUCGCAUUUCAGAUGCUUGACUUGAAUGCAUUUCACUUAGACGGUGUCAAGAAAGAUGGAAAAAACCUAAAAUCCGUUCAUAGCCCAUACGAAGAACCGUUCCAUACUACCACUUCAACCGAUACGAUUUCGUCUAGUCCUAAUGUAUCAGACAGCAAACCGCUUUCAAGUGCAAAAUCAAACGCCGAUAAGCCUCAUAUUAAAAUUACUGACGAAACGAAAGUUCAAGAUCAUGACAAACCAUGGCCUACAGCGAAAAAUACAGUUUCUGAGAAGUCUUCAAAUGUACUAAAAAUAGGCAGCCAUCCGAAACGACAGUCAAUCAAUCAUCCGACGUGGCAUAAGGUUUUGAAGGAACCACACAGAUUCAGUACAUUCGAAAACAGUGGAGAAAAUGGUUUACACGGAUUCGAUGUUGUUGUGGUCGAUAUUCCAUCGAGCUAUUCUAGAAUGCGAUGGGAGAAACCACGAGAAAAUAGUUUCGCUACGCCAUCGCUUCGUUAUGCUCCAAUCACUCGUUCGCCGUCAAUAUUUGACCUGUUGUUGGGGUUGGAUUCAAUUUCGGAAAACGUGCUGACUGAACCAGCCGGAAUGGGAGAUGAAGUAUACUAUCAGCAAAGUUCGGAUAAUCCUCCAUGGAAUCGUCAUUUAUCGUUUGAUAGGCUAUUAAAUCCAACUGUUACCCAACAAAAGGCAAUGAAUGGGAACAGAUUUUCAAAAGAUGUGAGUUUGGCCAAUUUCUUCGGCAAAUCAGCUGAACCGGCUAAGAACUGUACAUGUAUCUGCGAGGAGCGAAAGAAAUUUCCCUAAGCCAUCGACAGCAUUAUUUUAAAUAAAUUUUAAAGACGCAGAGUCGUCUAUCACUUGAACA
This is a messenger RNA of Bradysia coprophila, 971 nucleotides long. RefSeq lists its product as uncharacterized. NCBI's taxonomy places the organism in Eukaryota, Metazoa, Arthropoda, Insecta, Diptera, Sciaridae. The record is from RefSeq and is a predicted model, not a curated record.